This is a messenger RNA of Penicillium angulare, 1248 nucleotides long. Its product is annotated as fungal specific transcription factor domain-containing protein. Gene Ontology annotation, molecular function: transcription cis-regulatory region binding; DNA-binding transcription factor activity, RNA polymerase II-specific. Gene Ontology annotation, cellular component: nucleus. The record is from RefSeq and is a predicted model, not a curated record. Gene Ontology annotation, biological process: regulation of DNA-templated transcription. Bases 1 to 1248 code for a protein of 415 amino acids. The transcript has 2 exons. NCBI's taxonomy places the organism in Eukaryota, Fungi, Ascomycota, Eurotiomycetes, Eurotiales, Aspergillaceae.
AUGCCUCCAAAUACUAUUCAUGAAAUUGCACUUCAAGUUCAACAUGCCAUUACGAAGACUCUUUGGAGAAAGUCACCAUUGACAAAUGAUCUCCUUCAAGCUCUUGCAUUACUUUGCUUAUAUCCUACUUCUGGUCACAAAGAAGGAUUUAUGGACGCCUGGUUAUUGAGCGGGAUCUCAAUCAACCAUGGCUUGAACUCUUUCACUUUCUUGCACAAUCCACCUAAUAAGGGUGCUUUACCAGAUGAGAUUCUUCCUCAGAUGCGUCUGUGGAAUACCUUUUGUCUAACCCAUUUACACUCUGCACUUGGCUAUGGUCGUACUAUCAACGUCCACUCACAAUUUUUUGAUCAUUGCUCUCAUAUUUUGGAUCAUCCCCGAGCAACACCAGAAGAUGGAAGAAUUGUUGCAGAAAUUUCAUUGUAUCGCAUCACUCUGAAGCUUCAAAGCAGCCCCCAGCGUCUUCGGUUCGCCGAGACAGAGUAUGAGGAAAUCGAGCGCUGGAAAAUGGAUUGGGCGCAUCUUCUCUGUAUGUCGCAAUUGCCCUCCCCUCCCCCAAAUGAAGACACCUCGUAUCCACUAACACAUCCAAUAGCAAGCGAAGGUCAAUCGACCCUCGAACUCAGCAUCUGGUUCUGCCAGCUUCUCCUCCACCGAACCGCCACCCGAAUCCAAUCCGAUUCCGAUCAACUAGUCUCCGAAAUAUGCAGUAACGCCCGAUUAAUCAUUUCACGGUCCAUGCAAACCCGCUUUUCCGCUGCACCGGGCCUAAUAGACCAUGUUUAUUACAUUCUCGGUUAUGCCGCCCUCACUCUCUGCGAUUAUAAUCCAUCAGACCCACUAAUCGACCAAGUGCGAGCUUUCCUGCUCCACCUCGCUCCAAGCAGCGAUCAUCUCUCUUAUCGUAUUGCCUACAUUGUUGGCGAGGUGCAACGUCGCUACUCCGAAGCUGCAACCGCCACCGCCACCGCGGGCCAGUCUUCCCCCGGUGUCCAAGCUAUGAAGAAUUCAAUAUUCGUGCCGCAUCCCCCUCGCACAGAAAACUUAGAUCUGACUCAGCUCAUCUCUACAGCGGGUGGUAUGGAGCCCGUCGUAGAUAGCUAUGGUGUCUUUGACCAACUCAUGCCCGGUUAUGUGCCGUCUCAAACGGCGUUCUCGGCCCCUGCAAUGUUUCAGCAGCAUCCUGCGCCCGUCAUGGGUGGGGCCAUGCCCAUAAGCCUGGUGCCGAGGGCUCUUCAUGACUUCUGA